AUGGCACACGCAGCAGAUAAAAUCAGCUUGGAAAGCAUCACGAAGUGGUCGCAAGAGUAUAAGAAUGACCAAGUUGGCCGUUUGGCAGGGUCAGUUUUCCAGCAUGGAAACAUGAAUGAACUCUUGAUCAACAGGGCAAGGGAGGUGGCCGAUUCGCAUGUUUUCAACAACAAGAUUGACCCAGAAGGUGCCCCAGUGACAGACCAGAAGCGUUCGGGAAGAUGUUGGUUGUUCGCAUCAACAAAUCUACUUAGACUAAAUGUGAUCCACAAAUACAACAUGAAGGAGUGCCGUUUGAGCCCUGCAUACUUGUUCUUCUACGACAAACUCGAGAAGGCAAACUACUUCCUCGAGCAGAUCAUCGACACGUACAAGAUGGACAUCAACUCGAGACUAGUGCAGUACUUCUUGUCGGAUCCGAUUGGCGACGGUGGCCAAUUCACCAUGAUGACUCACAUCGUCGACAAAUACGGCCUGGUUCCGUACGAUGUGUACCCAGACGCCUUCAAUGCGACAAAGUCGAUGAUUAUGGACAAGUUCAUCACGUCGAAGUUGCGGUCCUACGCCAAAACUUUGCGUGACAAGCUCAGCAGCGGCGCGUCGAUCGACGCAGACAAGCUUGAGAUGCAGCAUGACAUCUACCGGUUGAUGUGCAUCUUCUUGGGCGAGCCUCCAAAGCCCGACGAGCAGUUCACCUGGGAUUUCUACGAUAAGGACAAGAAGUUCCACAGUGUGAAAGCCACGCCAAAGAGCUUUGUGUCAGAAAACGUCGAUUUUAAGACCUCCGAGUACGUUUCCUUGUUGAACGAUCCAAGAAAUCCUUACAAACGCGUCAUUCAGAUCGACAGACUAGGCAACGUGUUCGGUGCCAGCCCUGUUUCCUACUUGAAUAUGGACACCAGUGUGCUUUCGCAGGCUGUGGUGAACAGAAUCAAGAAAAACAAGCCUGUUUUCUUCGGUACCGACACGCCAAAGUUCAUGGAUACCAAGCGCGGAAUCAUGGACAUCGACUUGUGGGAUUACAAGCUCAUUGGCUAUGAUCAGAGGUCGCUCGACAAGGCUUCACGUGUUCUCUAUGGUGAUUCUCUCAUGACUCACGCCAUGUUGAUCACAGGAGUGCACUUGGAUGAAGAUGGAAAGCCUGUGCGUUACCGGGUGGAGAACAGCUGGUCCGAUAAGUCCGGCCACGAGGGUUACUACACCAUGACCCAGGAUUACUUCAACCAGUACGUUUACCAGGUUGUUGUGGAGAAGGACGAUAUUCCUGAGCUUGUUCCUCUUCUUGAGGACAAACAGGUCAUUCACUUGCCUCCUUAUGACCCAAUGGGUGCCUUGGCUUGA
Messenger RNA from Brettanomyces bruxellensis, 1341 nucleotides. RefSeq lists its product as uncharacterized. The record is from RefSeq and is a predicted model, not a curated record. Gene Ontology annotation, cellular component: cytoplasm. Gene Ontology annotation, biological process: response to toxic substance; L-homocysteine catabolic process; proteolysis. NCBI's taxonomy places the organism in Eukaryota, Fungi, Ascomycota, Pichiomycetes, Pichiales, Pichiaceae. The coding region runs from base 1 to 1341 and encodes 446 amino acids. Gene Ontology annotation, molecular function: cysteine-type aminopeptidase activity. The transcript has a single exon.